Messenger RNA from Carassius carassius (crucian carp), 943 nucleotides. RefSeq names its product transmembrane and immunoglobulin domain-containing protein 1-like. The coding region runs from base 113 to 916 and encodes 267 amino acids. NCBI's taxonomy places the organism in Eukaryota, Metazoa, Chordata, Actinopteri, Cypriniformes, Cyprinidae. The transcript has 4 exons. The record is from RefSeq and is a predicted model, not a curated record.
AUUGAGGAAAGACCACGCACACACACACACACACACACACACACACACACACACAGCAUUAGUUCAGACGUGUUUCAGACAUUAUAAGAGUUACUAGGAUUCAAGUGAAUUGAUGAAGAAAAUGUUUCUCAGAUUAGUUUUGUUCAGUUUGUGGCGUCUGCUUGGUGUGUUUGCUGGUUUAGAUGAAGUGAAGUCAGUGUCAGUGCUGGAGGGAGAUUCAGUCACUCUAGACUCUGGUUUUACUGAAAUGAUGGAUGAUGAUAUGAUUCUGUGGAGGUUUGGAUCUGAAAACACUUUAAUAGCUCAAAUUGAUAUACUGGCAGGCAGCAUUAUUCUAUAUGAUGAUGUUCUUGAUGAAAGAUUCAGAGACAGACUGAAGCUGGAUUAUCAAACUGGAUCUCUGAUCAUCACAAACACCAGAACUGAACACACUGGACUCUAUCAACUACAGAUCAACAGUGUGAGCAAGAGUUUCAGUCUCACUGUCCACGCUCAUCUGCCUGUUCCUGUCAUCAGCAGAGACUGUUCUUCAUCAUCAUCUUCAUCUUCAUCACAGCAGAAUUGUUCAUUGUUGUGUUCAGUGGUGAAUGUGGGUCAUGUGACUCUCUCCUGGUACAAAGGAAACAGUUUAUUGUCCAGCAUCAGUGUGUCUGAUCUCAGCAUCAGUCUCUCUCUACCUCUGGAGGUGGAAUAUCAGGAGAAAAACAGCUACAGCUGUGUGAUCAACAAUCCCAUCAGAAACCAGACCACACAUCUGGACAUCAGCAAACUCUGUCACACAUGUUCAGAGGUUCAUCUCAGUUGUUGUGAUACAGUUGAAGCUGCGAUGCGAUUGGUCGUCACUGCUCUGGUGGGCGUGGCUUCUGCAGCUGCUGCUGUUCUUCUGAUAAAUGACAUCAGAUCUGCUAGAGGUUAAAAGAAGAAAACAGAGCAGAUAUCAAAU